AAUUGCAUCAUGGGAAAAUAACAAAUGGCUGCCGAGGGCACCUAACAUGGGAUCAUAAACAUGAUGGAGGUCAAUAAACCCACGAUGGGUACUUGCGAUUUAUCGCAGUCCUCAAGAUUUAAGCAUGCACAUUAAUUUCAAUGUUUUUGACAAUUUUUUGUGACUGAACAAAAUGGGAAUAAAACGGAAAGAUUUCCAGAAGGCUGCUGCUUUCAUUAACGAGUUUCUGCUGAAACUAAAUGAGGAUGCAGAAGGUUCAGAACUUAGAGACACCCUAAAUUUAGCUCUCCUGCAUAUGCAAAAGUAUUAUCGAAAGUUACAAACUAGAUCACAUGAAAAGAAUGCAGAAAAGACACUUUCACUCACAGCAAGAGGAUUCAGUCCUAUGACACCAUUUGUUGAUGCUCCGGAUAAAUUUCAAUGGAAGUGGGUAAACUUAGACAACCUGAAAAAUUUGCAGGGCAUUAUGACAGAUGAAAGUAUGAAUAUCACGACACUGCCCCACAUAAUGCAUGCUGUAAAACAGAAAGAUUCAGAUUUACUUAUGGAGCUUGUUCAAGGAGACCCAAGCUGUAUUGAUGAGCAGGACGGCAUAGGAAGAACAGCACUCUUCUAUGCUGUACACUUUCAUCAAAAUGAAAUGCUGAACUAUCUCCUGGAAAAUGAGGCAGAUGUUAACAUUGCUAGUCAUGAUGGAUCUACAGCACUUCACCAAGCCUGUCACGAUGCUAACCAUGUGGCUCUCAGCCUUUUACUUCAGUACGGCGGAGAUUUCACAAUUCAAGACUCGCACGGUAGAGCACCCAUACACUGGACAGUGACGACCAAGUCUACAGAGUGUCUGAAGUACUUAAUUCAGCACAAUGCCGAUGUCAACAUCCGUGACAAAGAUGGCCUUACACCGUGCAUGUGGGCGUGUCGACUGGAUCACAUCAAACACUUUGAGUUACUAAGUAGCUCCCCAAACUUUAUUGUGGAUGAAGCUGAUGGCAUUGAGAGGGACUUGAAUGGCAAGACGUGGAUGCAUUGGUCUGUCAGAAGAACAGAACCGCUGGAGUGCCUACAGACCUUACUGACCUCAGAGACUGCAAAGAUCAAAGAUGAAAAUGGUAAAACUGUUCUCCUAUUGGCUGCAGAAACAGGUUCAUUACUGGCCUGUAAAAUAAUUCUGGACAUAGCUGGACGACAGCGGGUGGUGGACCGGGACAACAAUGACCGGUCAGCCUUACACCUGGCCUCUAUCAAUGGACACGGGGAUGUCAUCAACCAUCUGUUAGACUAUGGAGCUGACUUAAACUUGCUGGAUAAGUUUAAUGCCACAGCUUGGGACUAUGCCAGAAACAAGCAACUCCAUUACUGUCAACUGAUCAUCAUGUCCCACCAGCGACAACGCCUCCAGAGUAACCCCAGCACCCCCAUACCUAACCGCAUGGGCCUGUCCAUGACCAGCUUCAAUGGCUUGGGAAACGGGGAUCUGGACUAUGAAUAUAUGAUGGGUAGCAGACAGAGCACUGAUUACAAUACCCCCAUCACUCCCCCACACCCUCCCAAGCGACCCAGAACCAUGUCCACCCCACGGACACCCCUCAGGCGGUCACAGAGUUUGGGACUGUCAGAGAACAACCAGUCCUCCAACUUUAUGGAGGAUAACCGACAGUCGUCUAGUGCUGGGGGAGAACUCAAUAACAGGCGGAAAGAAAGGAUAGAGGUUCAGCUUAACCAUGGUAGAAGAGGUAUGGUGAAUGGGGAAAGCCAGUACACUAAUCGAAGUCAUCGAGAGGACAUUGCAAUGAUGUCAGAUGAUGAAGCUGUGCAAGAUGAGGAAGAUGUGGAUGGAGUGAGUGUAGGAGGGAUGGAUGUGUCAGACAUUGAAGAUGAGGAGCAUGAUGGCAUGUCCAUGGCUUCACAUCAGACUGGGGGUCAUGCUAGUCAGAGGAGCUACAACAGUCAGGGAUCACUACAGCCCCGCCCACCCCCGCGUUACCCCCACCAACCCAGCCCACCCAAACAACAUUUCUCUCAGUCUCAGGAAGGACCUUUGACCAAACAAAGGGAAGAAAACCAAGAUGGCUUCCAAGUGCAGAGAGGAAUGCAACCAAAGCCGCCUCCAAAAUUUAACCAGAGGGUGAUUUCUCCUCAUUUUAAUCAGAAUGUGAGUCUGCAAGAGACUUUUCCCCCUAGUCGACCCAGGCCAGCCCCCCGUCAGGCCAAUAUCUACAGACAGAACCCCCCUAGACCCCCUCCCCCUAGGAGGACUCCCUCACCAGUGCGGCCGAACUCUGGAAACAAGGACCAGGACCGGGGAAGUUUCAGUCCAGAAAGUCCAGAGCAGAACUUUUCCAAGAAACCCUCUCCUCCAAGCGAGCAGAACAGGCCAGACUCUGGAAGCAAACCCCCAGGUGUGGUUGAAGGCAGAAAAAUUCCUCCCCCAAUGCUCACACCUUUGGAGAAUGCUCCAUUGCCACCUUCUUUCAACUUAUUUGAAAAGAAAGAACGAAAAAAGAAGAAGAAGAAACGUGAGAGGGAGAAAGAAAAAGAGAAAGAGAGAGAAAGUGACAUAAAAUCUCCACCAAUGGAUAUAGAGCCGCCCAGGGGAUAUGCUGCACCCCUGCAUCCCCCACCCUCAGCUAAUAUACGCUCUCAGCGAGCUCAGUCAGGGAUUCCAGCACCAAGAUACUCAAAACAGCAACCUCAGAGGCACGAGUCACGGUAUGUUGAUGAGAGUAUGGAUGAGGAAUACCGAGAGGACACUAAGGGCCCCAUGGUGAACGGCCAUGCUGUCCCAGUGAGGGAGUCCCCCCACAAACCAUCCCCCUCCGUGCCCCGCCUACAGAGCAUGGACAGUGAGGACUACCCAGAGGAAAACGGGGACACAAUAUUACAGGACAUCAUCAAUGAAGAAGAUGACACUGCUGGACCCCUGAUACCUCCACCCCAGGGAUUCCGAAGCCCGGGUCAUGCCCAGGGUAGGGCGUUGUCCCAGUCAAUCCCUCAGGAUGAAAAUCUCACUGAGAAACCAGCAGAGACGGCAGAACCGCCAGAAUGACCCCCACAAGUGCUAAACCUCCAAUCCCCUCCGGCAGGAGCAGUGCCCGUAGCAGUACGUACGGGAAAAGCCCCUCCCCCCACACCAGACGUUCCCGCCCCCCUACCGGUCGAUCAUGACCGCCGUGCCUCACCGAUCAACUGUGAUUUAUUCAAUCUGUUCUCGUGUAUCUUAUUUUCAGCCAGAGUAGAAAGUGGAGUUAGGUUUUUAUACGUCAAGUAAUGUGAAGUGCAGCUUCCAUUAAAUUAUAGUCUGUGAUAUAAAGAUAUGUAUUAUACUGUAUAUAUUCUCAAUUCUUUAAUUUAUUAUUGGUCUGAAAAAGGAAAAACGAAGAAAAUUUAGAGCACAGUUAUUUAUUAUGUGUGGGUGUCGAGAGUGUUAUCGGAGAAUACAUGUACAUGUUUUGUGCAACUUAGAGAGGUUAUCGUGAAUAUUUAUGUGUAUUUAUACAUUUUGACUUUGAUUGAUGAAAAUACCUUUACUAUGUUUAUAAUAAAUGUCUUUUAUAAAUCAUUGUGUAAUAGCUAAGCUUACUAGAUUGAUUGCACAAAGUUGGAGCACAAUUAAACAGUUAGGAACAGAAAAAAGAGAUAGUUUUCUUUUAUAAAUUUUUUUGUCAAAAAUCCGUUAUGUUUGACAAUACAUGUAUUCAUAUAAAAGUUUCAAUUUGAAUAAAAAAUGUUUUCAACGUAACUAAGCAGUAACCAGAAUGUAAUUAACUUUUGAUAUAUUCCUGUUAGUCAAUGAAAAACCAGGUAGUGAAUUAAUUUUUUUUUUAGUCACUGUGUAAACGGUACGUUAUAUUAUAACAUGAAUACAUAUUGCAGUCCCUCUUUUUUACUAAAAUUUAUUUGAAUGUAUGGCAAAUUUUAUUAUAGAUAUGAAGAAAAGUUUGUAUUUAUUGUAGUCAUUAAAUCCGUCCAUAUGUGUUAUAUAUACCUUGAAACGUUUGUUCUAGGUAUUUUACAAGAUGUGUUAUUUAUUGCUAUCUAGUUUUGUAUUCAAAGUUUAUUACAUUCCUACAUUUAAAUGUAAAGCCGUCCUCUGUAUUACCUUGUUAAUUUUUUUUUUCUUUUGUUUAGUCUUUUUCUGUUUCUUCAGUUGUAUUUUGAUUGUUGCACAUGUUAAUUAGUCACUCAUAGCAACUCCCACUCCAUGAAUGAUGAAGUUUUAUUCAUUUUCAUUUUGUAUUUAAUUAGUAAAAGAGAAAUUUUAAUUGUACUAAUUUGCAGGACUGUUCUGUAUUCACCCUACUUGCGACUUGUAUCUGUUAUUUAAAAACAGAAUCUGGAAAAAUCUAGGAUUAGACAAUGCUUUUUCAUCUUAGUCGAUAUUGAUUGUUCUAAAAAAGCAGAUAAAACAAUUAAAUUAUUUAUCAAGAUUUGCUUUGUAGCAGUUCCAUUACUUCAAAAUUCUCUUUGGAUUGAAAUAAAUGCAUAAAAUUUGGACAUGAUAAGUUUAACUCGGUGAUAAAAAGGGGGGCAUUACAUGAUUGUAAUAGUUUUUUUUUUAUGAAGAGAAGAAAGAUGUAAGUAAGGUGAAUAUGGUAAUUGUCACAUUAAUAUAAACGAAUAGAUUUAGGAUGGCGGUAACUGGUUUCUAAGGUAGUCUGGGUUCAAGUCUGUUAAGCACUGACUCAUACUUCUAGAAUGGUAUUAGAUUUUGCAAGCUAUAGGGCCUAGUCCUCUUUAAGCCAUUGAAAAGAUCAAGUUCUUGUGGUCUUGUCACAUUCUUGUACAAAUAAUUUUGUCUGUCAAUUGAUGUAGAAAAAAAUCUGUGAUAUUAUACAUUUCUUUGUUUUUUGCAUAUUUUAGUUAUACAUUUGUAUUAUUAAAGGGCCAUCUUUUUUGAAAACUUUUAAGUCAUAUCACUUUGUAAAAUUAUAUACUAGUAUAAGAUAUAUAUAAAAAAAAUGAGGAAAGAUAAAGUAGAUAUAUUAUGUAUACAUGUAUUUAUAUACAGGUGAAAUUAGUCAUCAAAAAUGUGAUUUUAGGGGGAAGAGUACCAGUAUUCAAAUGCUGUGUUAAACUUAAUCCUUGAUAUUGAAUUUUUUAAUUGAAAAAGUGUUUGUGUAUUAAACAUUUUGAUUUUAUAUAAAAAAGGCAAACUUUAACAGAAUAGCCGCAGAUGAAGGUUUUCUUUUACCAGCAGGAGAAAUCUCAUUCAAUACUGUUACAAUACUGAAACUUUUAGGCAUUUAUAAAAAUCUAUCAUUAUGUAUUCAGCUAAACUCAAUAGGUUAAAGCAAACGUUUAUUAUUUUUUAGAAUAGCUUAAAGUAACAAUAUGAUGCUGAUAUGAUUCUGGGCUGUACAUUAUUUAAUAAUUUAAUAACACAGUAUUUGAACACGCCCAAGUUCCAUUUUUUCUACAUUUUAUAUUUAAUUAAUAGUUUACAAACUCAAUAAUUCUAUUGCAGGGGUAUUCGGUCAAUUAUACAUAUUGGGGGAAAAUAUGAAAAGAAAUGUAUGUAUUUCUAAAGAAAAAAAAUGACCGUGCAUUAUUGGUUGAUUAAUAAUGCAGAUUUCAGGAAUUACGGAACCCCAGGGUUUGUUGACAGAAAAUACCUUGUUCCCCAGAAAACGCUCUCCUAAUCUGAUAUUAAUGGCAAAAUGAAAAUGCCUUUUGUAACCUCUAUAUAAUUACGAUGGUUAGUCUCUUGUUCAAUCUAUGUAUAGAUAGCAAAUAUUCAAUUAAAAUAUAGAUCACUUUUUAGCGAAUUAAAAAUAAAGAAAAUAAAUGGU
Magallana angulata is the source of this 5789-nucleotide messenger RNA. Its product is annotated as serine/arginine repetitive matrix protein 1-like. The transcript has 16 exons. Gene Ontology annotation, cellular component: nucleus; cytoplasm. The record is from RefSeq and is a predicted model, not a curated record. The coding region runs from base 173 to 3046 and encodes 957 amino acids. Gene Ontology annotation, molecular function: protein binding. Lineage: Eukaryota; Metazoa; Mollusca; Bivalvia; Ostreida; Ostreidae.